Molecule: messenger RNA, 1371 nt
Organism: Colletotrichum costaricense
Lineage: Eukaryota; Fungi; Ascomycota; Sordariomycetes; Glomerellales; Glomerellaceae
Product: ubiquitin family protein
Exons: 2
Coding region: 1-1371 (456 amino acids)
Biological process (GO): ubiquitin-dependent protein catabolic process
Cellular component (GO): cytosol
Molecular function (GO): polyubiquitin modification-dependent protein binding
Source: RefSeq, a predicted model, not a curated record
AUGGCCGACAACGCAGAGGGCACCGCCGAUGCCCAGGUCACCUUCAAGGUGAAGACGGGCCAGGAUAGCAACCAUACUAUCACCAUGUCUGAAUCUGCCUCCGUACUCGACCUCAAGACCAAAUUGGCCGGCGAAGAUUUCGAGAACGUUCCCGUCGAGCGCCAGCGUCUUAUCUACUCUGGUCGCGUAAUGAAGAACGACGACACACUCGCCACCUACAAGAUCAAGCCCAACAACACCAUCCACAUGGUCAAGAGCGCAGCCAGCAACCCAGCUCCUCAGCCCGCAACUUCAGCCUCCACGCCUGCCGCACCCGCCGUGCCCUCCAACAUGGCCGCUGGCACUGCCAACAACAUUCUCGCUGGCCUCACCGGAGCCAGAUACGCCGGACACAUCAACCUGCCCAGUCGCGAGACGUUUGGAGCUGACGGAGGAAUGGGUGCCCCGCCAUCCGACGACCAGUUGGCCCAGAUGCUCUCCGAUCCCUCCAUGCUCCAGACCAUGAACGCCGCCCUCGACAACCCCGACUUCAUCAACUACAUGAUCCAGAGCAACCCACACCUGCGCAAUGUCCCCAACGCACGAGAGAUCAUCCAGUCGCCAUUCAUGCGCCAGAUGAUGACCAACCCAGACAUGCUUCGCAAUGUCAUGAGAAUGCAGCGCAACAUGGCCGGCGGAGGCGGCAACGCUGCCUUCCCUGCGCCUGGCGCCACCGACACUACUCCUGCCGAAGCUGCGGCUGCCGGCGGCAACACGGGUCAGCCCCCCAACCCGUUCGGCUUCCCCGCAGGUUUCCCAGGCUUUGGUGGCGGCGCUGGUGGAAUGGGCAUGGAGGGACUCGGUGAUCUCAGUGCGCUCUUUGGCCCUGGUAGUCCGUUUGCGCCUCAGCAACCCGGUGCUCAAGGUGCAGCUCCCGGUGCGGGAGCGGCGACUGGCGAUAGUGCCCAGACUACAGCUGGUGCCGGAGCUACUGGGACGACAGGCACGGCAGCGGGUGGACAGGGCGCAAACUCUACAACGAGUCCACCUCCGGCCAACCCCUUUGCUGCUCUGUUCGCCCCUCCUCCUUACGCAGCUCAGGGUCAAGGCCAAGGCCAGGCACCCGCAAACCCCUUUGGCGCCUCGCCCUUUGGUCAGAUCAACCCAGAGAUGAUGCAGCAGAUGAUGAGCAUGUGGGGUCUCGGUGCAGGCGGCGGUGCUGGUGGAGGCUCUCCGGCUCCCCCAGACAACCGUCCCCCCGAGGAGCGUUAUGCCGAGCAACUGCGCCAGCUCAACGAUAUGGGCUUUUUCGACUUUGAUAGGAACGUAGCCGCUCUGCGUCGUAGCGGUGGCAGCGUGCAAGGCGCGAUUGAGCAUCUUCUGAGUGGUUGA